Messenger RNA from Gloeophyllum trabeum ATCC 11539, 942 nucleotides. RefSeq lists its product as uncharacterized. Gene Ontology annotation, cellular component: nucleus. The record is from RefSeq and is a predicted model, not a curated record. Gene Ontology annotation, molecular function: ubiquitin conjugating enzyme activity; protein binding. The coding region runs from base 67 to 732 and encodes 221 amino acids. NCBI's taxonomy places the organism in Eukaryota, Fungi, Basidiomycota, Agaricomycetes, Gloeophyllales, Gloeophyllaceae. The transcript is spliced from 4 exons. Gene Ontology annotation, biological process: proteasome-mediated ubiquitin-dependent protein catabolic process; protein polyubiquitination.
ACCAAGCCACAUAGUUCUUGUUUGCGUCCCUGGCCCAUUACCCUCGUAUAAGCCUUUCAAGACGUUAUGGAUGCGAGACUUAGGCGCGUAAACAAGGAGAUAGCUGAUUGCAAGAAUGACAAGUCCUCCAAGAUUCAACUAGACCUUGUAGACGAAUCUCCCUUUCAUCUGAAGGGGUCAUUUCCUGGUCCAGAGGGGACACCAUACGAAGGUGGUCGCUUUGAAGUGGACAUCCGGAUACCCGAUUCGUAUCCCUUCCAACCGCUAAAGAUGAAAUUCAUCACCAAGGUCUACCAUCCGAAUGUAUCCUCUGCAUCAGGUGCCAUCUGUCUUGAUAUCUUGAAGGACCAAUGGUCGCCGGUUCUGACACUGAAGUCCACACUGAUAUCCUUGCAAUCGCUGCUGUGCUCUCCGGAGCCUGAUGACCCACAAGAUGCGGAGGUUGCGAAGCACUAUAUGACUAGCCGGAGUAGCUUCGAGGAGACGGCGAGGUACUGGACACAUAUAUACGCAGGUGGACCGGAUCCGAAGGCAAAGGAUGGUGGCAGUGGCGGCGGUUCGAGAGACGAGGUGGCGAUGGCGGGAUUAGAGAAGGCACAUGUUGAUCAGUUCGAGGCGCUUGGCUUUGAGAGGGGUAAAGUGAUCGACGUGCUGCGUCGACUGAACUACCGAGGGGCUAACGUCACCAAGAUCACGGAAGAUCGUGUGGUCGAAGAAUUACUGAAGCCAUAGCGAAAGCCUUUCGAAGGGGUUGUGGCGAAAGAAGAUAAUCUCUUUGUAUCCUCGAGUUACUCUUACUCUGUAGCAUGAUCUGUCACUCGUAUCACUCAUUGACACCCUUCAGGUGACGGACGAACUCAAUAAACCCGAAUAAAGGGGAACGCUGCUGAUGUUGCUAGUUUCUUAUUCGUCUGCCAGCCCUGUGAGAACGCUAUAACGUUC